AUGAAGAUGAUGAUGGUGAUGUUGUUUGGGAGGAAGAUAUGGAUGAUUUGGAGAGAACGAGCGAAGAAGACAAUGAUGAUUCUGAUGAUGAGGACUAUGCUGUCAUGAAAACCAUGUACAGAAAAGAGAAAUGUAAGCCCAAAAAUCAUGAUGUUAAUGGUAGGGACUUCAGUAGUUUAGAAGGUAACAAGCAAUCACCAGCAACUACUUUUGAUCAUCAUGAUUGUGAUGAUAAUGAUCGUAUUUGGGAACAUGAUUUGAAUGAUUUGGUCACAAGCAGCAAAGAAGAGAAUGGUGUUUCCCACAAUAAUUUUUCUUCUGUCCGGAAAACCGUGUCUAAAAAGAGGAAACAUAUGCACAAAAGUCAUGAUAUUGUUAAGGUGGUGGUAAACUCCAUGUUGGAGGAGGAGGAAAUGCUAUUCGAAGAGACUGUUGCUUCGGGUGAUGUCCUGAAGGAACAAGGAAACCAUCCAGAAACUGAGCCAACCCUUCCAUUGACGUUUACUUUUCAAAUUGAUGAGUCAAGUAUGUCAAAGAAUUCAGAUUCCGACAAUGAGUUGCAUAAUCUUUGGGUAGAGAUGAACUUUGCUCAACGAUCCUUUGAGAUUGAUUCCCAUGCUUGUAAUAUGGUUGAAAAUGAAUAUGCGGUCUGUUCAGAGGUUGAUCUUGAUAUUGCUACGCUUUGCAGUAAGGGGAGUCAUCAUCUUAUUCUUGAUGAAGAGAUUGGAGUCAAAUGCAAGUAUUGCUGUUUCAUUCAACAGGAAAUCAAGUACAUUGUGCCCCCUUUUGACACAUAUUCUUGGAAAAAACAAGACAAAAGGGAUGGUGGCACAGAUGGGAACUCUAUUUUUGGUGAUCUUGGCCGCCAAGAUUCUUUCUGCAACUUCCAGUCUGGCAUUGAUCCCUACACCAUCAAGCAAGGUACAGUGUGGGACAUGAUUCCUGGCGUGAAAGAUAGUAUGUAUCCACAUCAAAGGGAAGGUUUUGAAUUUAUAUGGAAGAAUAUAGCCGGAGGAAUCAUUCUUGACAAGAUGAAAGUCCCACCUCAAUUUGAUGGUGGAAAUGGAUGCAUUAUAUCACAUGCUCCUGGCACUGGGAAAACUCGACUAACGAUAGUUUUUCUACAAUCAUACAUGAUGUUGUAUCCAAGAUGCAGACCAGUCAUUGUUGCCCCUCGUAGUAUGCUCCUUACAUGGGAAGAGGAGUUCAUAAAGUGGAGGGUUGGCAUUCCUUUUCACAAUCUAAACAAAUCUGAGUUUUCAGGAGCGGAAAAUCAGAAGGUUAUUAAUUACCUCAGCCAAGCUAGAAAGGGGGUAAGAAGUAUAAAUGCUAUCCGCAUGGUGAAAUUAUAUUCUUGGAAGAAGGAUGGAGGUGUCCUUGGUGUCAGCUACAGACUUUUUGAAGAACUUGCUGGGGAAGAAGAGAGAGUAAAAGGAAAGGCAAAGAAAGUUAAAGCUCGCCGGAAGGCUAAAGAUGAGAAGGUUAGAAAAGUUCUUCUUGAGCUUCCUGGUCUUUUUAUCCUGGAUGAAGGGCACACACCACGAAAUGACCAAACUUAUAUGUGGAAGGCUUUAUCAAAUAUAAAGACGCAGAAGCGAAUCAUCCUUUCAGGAACUCCUUUUCAAAAUAAUUUUGAUGAGCUGUUUAAUACACUGUGCUUAGUGCUGCCGAAAUUUGGAGACACAAUCUCUCCUGGAGAUGACAAGGAUCAUAAAAGGCAUGCUCGCAAAAGAAGUGAAGCUAAAGGGAAAUGGACCUCUCUAACUAGUUCCAUGGGAAAAUUUUUGGAUGUUAAAGCUGACAAUCUGAAAGUGAUCAGAGAUGUAAUUGCACCAUUUGUGCAUGUACAUAAAGGUAAAAUACUUAAAGACAGUCUUCCUGGAUUGAGGCACUCUGUGGUUGUCCUACGCCCAGUUGAUUUGCAGAAAAGUCUCCUUGAUGGUCUCCAAGGUACAAGAAAUACAAUUUUGCUGGAUUUUCGUGUUUCUUUGGUUUCUGUUCAUCCGUCUCUGUUGAUUGAUUGUCAUCCUGAAAUGGAUCAUGGAUAUAUUGAUUGGAAGAAGUUAGAAAAAUGUAGAAUGAUUCCUAAUGCUGGAGUGAAAACUAAAUUUGUGAACGAACUCCUCCAUCUCAGUGAGGCCUUGGGCGAAAAAGUCUUAAUUUUUGCCCAAUAUCUUGAGCCAUUGACCUUGAUAAUGGACCAGCUAAGGGAUAGAAAGAAAUGGACUCAAGGAAAAGAAGUUCUCUAUAUGGAUGGUAAGUAUGACAUAAUGCACCGCCAGACUUUAAUCAGCACGUUUAACAAUUCAAAUGAGGUAAAGGUAUUGCUUGCCUCAACAAGAGCAUGUUCCGAGGGUAUUAAUCUAAGUGGAGCUUCAAGAGUUAUUUUAAUUGAUGUUGCAUGGAACCCUUCAGUAGAAAGACAAGCUAUAAGUCGGGCAUACAGGCUUGGGCAGAAAAAAGUUGUUCAUGUGUACCAUUUGAUCACAAGUGGGACGAUGGAAGAAGACAAAUUUCAGCGACAAUCUAAUAAACAUAGGAUGUCUGAGUUGGUGUUCGCUUCUAAUGAAACGGGUGGUGAGAUGCAGAAGAUUGCAUCAAAUUUUGAGGACAGAAUUUUGGAAGAAAUGAUGCAACAUAACAAGCUCAAGGACAUGUUUGAGAAGAUAUACCAGAAGAAUGAAUCUGAUUUAAUUGAUACUUUUGACUUGAUAGCUCAAUAAUUGAUUCUUUUUAGCAUAAUCAAUGACUGAUAAUCCUCUUGAGAUGUUUCGAUACUCGAGAAAUUUCGAAAUUGGUGGGCUAUUUUUUGCUGCAUUGUGUUUACAACAGUUGCAAAGAAGAUAGUUUUGUAUGCUAACACAGCAAAGUUCAUGCAAGAAGGAUAUAUACACUAAUACAUCGUAUUGAAUAGGGUUGAUUCAAUCUUUUUGUUUGUUUUUCAUAACAAGUAAUUUGUGUUGGUAGAGCUUAUGCC
Messenger RNA from Carica papaya (papaya), 2977 nucleotides. Lineage: Eukaryota; Viridiplantae; Streptophyta; Magnoliopsida; Brassicales; Caricaceae. The record is from RefSeq and is a predicted model, not a curated record.